Molecule: messenger RNA, 2313 nt
Organism: Humulus lupulus (European hop)
Lineage: Eukaryota; Viridiplantae; Streptophyta; Magnoliopsida; Rosales; Cannabaceae
Product: cell division control protein 2 homolog C
Exons: 4
Coding region: 160-1083 (307 amino acids)
Biological process (GO): regulation of gene expression; signal transduction; G1/S transition of mitotic cell cycle
Cellular component (GO): nucleus; cytoplasm; cyclin-dependent protein kinase holoenzyme complex
Molecular function (GO): cyclin-dependent protein serine/threonine kinase activity; cyclin binding; ATP binding
Source: RefSeq, a predicted model, not a curated record
ACUCAAAAGACACGUCACACAAAGACAACGGUUAGAUUUUGGAAGAAAAGAAAGAAAAAGGGGGAAAACGCCCCCAAUCAAUCAGUCCUCAAAUUCAAAUCCUAGGGUUGACGCUCCUUCCAAUCGAGCAAGACUAAAUCUUGGAUCGAAGAAAGAAAGAUGGAGAAGUACGAGAAGCUAGAGAAGGUCGGAGAAGGGACGUAUGGCAAGGUGUACAAAGCCAAAGACAAAGUCAGUGGCCAGUUGGUUGCUCUCAAGAAGACUAGGCUCGAAAUGGACGAAGAGGGUGUUCCUCCCACCGCCCUCCGCGAGGUCUCCCUCCUUCAAAUGCUUUCCCAGUCGCUCUAUGUCGUCCGCCUCCUCUCUGUCGAGCAUGUCGACAAUCGCAAGGACGGCAGGCCCAAGCCCGUCCUCUACCUUGUCUUCGAGUAUCUCGACACCGAUCUCAAGAAAUUCAUUGAUUCUCAUCGGAAGGGAUCAAAUCCCAAGCCUUUGGCUCCUUCUCUAAUCCGCAACUUUCUUUAUCAGCUCUGUAAAGGGGUGGCCCACUGUCACUCUCAUGGCGUCCUACACCGCGAUCUUAAACCUCAGAAUCUUUUACUUGACAAGGAACGUGGCAUCCUAAAGAUCGCCGAUCUCGGCCUCGGCCGAGCAUUUACUGUCCCGCUUAAGAGCUACACUCAUGAGAUUGUUACACUAUGGUACAGGGCCCCUGAGGUCCUGCUUGGCUCCACCCAUUACUCUACUGCUGUAGAUAUGUGGUCCGUCGGGUGCAUCUUUGCCGAGAUGGUACGAAGGCAGGCACUUUUUCCCGGAGAUUCUGAAUUCCAGCAAUUGCUUCACAUUUUUAGGCUUCUUGGAACUCCUACUGAUAAUGAGUGGCGGGGAGUGACUAGUUUUCGAGAUUGGCACGUGUAUCCACAGUGGCAGCCACAAAACUUGGCACGUGCUGUUCCUUCUCUUGGACCAGAUGGAGUUGACCUUCUAUCGAAAAUGCUAAAAUAUGAUCCAGCGGAAAGAAUCUCAGCUAAAGCAGCAUUGGACCACCCUUAUUUUGAAAGCCUUGACAAGUCUCAAUUCUGAAGGCAAUGCCUUGACACAACACGUAACUUGCUACCUGCGAGUGUACUUGGUCGUGGAGUUCGUUAGGGACUUGCUAUUGUGUUGAAAUUUGGGGGUUGUUUGUUAAAGUCUCUUGUCAUCAUCUUGGUGAUUUGAACCCUAUCAUAUAAUGUUUACAAACUUUGCUCUCUCUAUUUUCAUUUUUAGCUUGAUGGUUGCCAUCUGGUUUAUGUUCUGAGGUGUAAAAAGCUUGGAAAUGAAUAAUACAAAUUAUAAUAAUGAUUUUGAUUAGGCAAAACUAAUUGUGAAAUUUUGAGACUUGUGUUACUCCAGUUGCUUUUUUAGGAUAUGUCAUUGAUAUUAUGUAGGGAAAAUAUUAAUUUGACCCUUGUGUUUUGUUUGAAUACUCAAUCGGCUCUUGUUAAAUACCAAAACAGACAAUAUGUUUUGUAAAAUGGAACAAAAUGAUAAUUGGAACACGAUUUUAUUCAAACAAUUUUUCAAUACGACUAAAUGCCCUCAAGUCUUUUAAUAUAUUGAAUUAAUUAAAUAAUUAAAAUAGAUUUUAAAAUAAAAAUUGAUUUAAAUAAAAAAAACUAAUAAACUAAAAACUAAAUCUAAGUUAAAAAUUAAAAAAACCAAGUCCUUUCUUUGUUCUCUUCCCGUAAGCCCUAAUUGUUUAGUCAUUUUCUUCUUCUUCUUCUUCUUUCGGUGGUUGGGAGACGUGUGCAUGGGCAAAGGAAGGGUUGGGAAACGACCUUGGGCUCGAAUUUGUGUGAGGUAGGAUGUGGGUCUCAAAGUUGAUGGUGACUGGGUUUAAGGCAAGAAAGGUCUGGUUUCCGGCGAGACGAGGGUCAAAGGAGUGGGUUGGAGAUGCCACUAGGCUCAGAUCUGGGUCAGUAUGAAGGGGUUGGAGGCUUGGAUUUGGGUGAGGAUCGACGUGGGUCACUGGGUUGAUGAAGACGGGUCAACUAAUCUAAAGUGCGAUGGCGUGAAAGACGAGGUUGGGCUGAGGUAGGAGGCACGACGAGAAUAUAGGGGAUGGGGUUGCUUGAGGUUUGAGGCAUGAUGGUGAUUGGUUGUUCUUGUCCUUUGUUUUCUGGGGUUUUUUUUUCAUGUGUUUUUUGGGUUGUGUUUAUGAGUUUGCUCAUAUUUUCUUCUUGUUUUUGUUGGAUUUUGCUUAUAUUUUUCUGAGUUUUUGUUCAAGUGGAAAUUUGUGUAUGAAGAAAAUAAAUAGUUCAAUUUCUAUUA